AUGCCUCAAGAUAUGCCGCCCGUGGGGGGAUACCAGGCUGUGCAGUACAAGCGCAACCUGCCCGCCCGUGGAUUCCGCCCCGGCACGAUGUUGCUCGGUAUGGGCCUUGUGAUGGGAUACGGAUGGUACCACUUGAUCAAGGGUAUCCGGGAAGCCAACGAGCUCGCGAGAGAGAAGAUGUGGGCGCGCAUCCACCUCAUCCCCCUCCUCCAGGCCGAGGAGGACCGCGACCAGGUCCGCAGGUGGUACGCCGACCAGUCGAGAGAGAAGGAGCUUUUGGGCGAGAACACCAAGGUCUACCACUCUGACAGAUUCGUCCGUCCUACUUUCGCUGUUGCGCCGCAGACCAAGAACUAG
Molecule: messenger RNA, 357 nt
Organism: Colletotrichum higginsianum IMI 349063
Lineage: Eukaryota; Fungi; Ascomycota; Sordariomycetes; Glomerellales; Glomerellaceae
Product: GRIM-19 protein
Exons: 4
Coding region: 1-357 (118 amino acids)
Source: RefSeq, a predicted model, not a curated record